ACAUAUUAAAAAAUCUCAAACACAAAUUAGAAAAUUCUAAAAAAAAAAGUUUUCCCCCCAUCAUGUGACGCUUUUUUUUUUUUUCAAAAAAUUAAGAACGCGUUUUCCCCCCAUCAUGUAACGGACUUUUUUUUGCACGCCAAGGGUGACAAGUGACGCCAUACUCUUAUUAUUGUUAGAUAACCAAAUACCUUGGUUUGUGUUUGAGCUCUUGUUUGACAAGACCAAUGAGUACCUUCCAUGCAUGAAUUUGACUUUGGUUGAGCUGGCCAGAAAAUUCUUUAGACAUGUUUUUUCUUAUUAUGAACCUCCUCAAGAAUUGGAAAAGCUUCUAUCAAGGUACAAUUCAGGAAUUAUACACCUGGUUGAUUUUCUAUGGCGUUUCUGGGAUGUCUCAUCAGAAAGGGGAGGAAUAGACUUUGAGUUGUUGGAUUAUGGGACCCUUGUUCCAUCUGUCACCAGACUUAAAGAGGUGGGAGUCAAAUUUCAAAAAGCCGAGUCAAGAAACAUCUUGAAUGUAAAAUUUAACAAGGGUGUCCUCAAAAUCCCACCUUCGCUGAUUACUCCAUCGACAGAAACCAUCUUCAGGAACCUCAUCAUCUUUGAGCAAUGUAGCCUUCUUUGCGCGCCAAGGGUGACAAGUUACGCCAUACUCUUAGAUUGCCUGGUCGACAGCUCAGAUGAUGUGCAUUUAAUGAACAGAGAAGGAAUUCUUGAUAACAGGUUAAACCCUGGGGAAACGUCAAAUUUCUUGAACAGAGUCCGUGAUAACACUUUUACACACGAGCUCUUUCAUGCACGACUUCGCAAAGAUGUCAAAGAAUAUUGCGAGAAGAGAUGGCCGAGAUGGCGAGCUUCUUUGAUCCAUAACUAUUUUACUAAGCCAUGGGCUAUCGUUUCUGUAGUUUUUGCCACGAUCGUUUUGUUUUUCACCAUCAUGCAGGUUUUCUAAAAGUAAUUUUUCUAGCACUUUUUAGAUUAGAAAAGAUACUAUCCGUUGCUCUGUAUUAUCUUUUUUUAUCAAUAUUGUAUCAAUGAAUCUUUUUUGCUUGCUAUCCUUUGCUCAGUAGAAUCUUUUGAUCAAUAUUAUAUCGAUCUAUCUUUGCUUUUCAUUCAGAAGUUGUGUGUGCGCUACAAGGAACCGAGCCAGGGAAUCAUCAAUAUUGUUCUGCAUCAGAUCUGGAUGUCAAAUAAUGAAGGUUCCAAGAUUUC
Messenger RNA from Rubroshorea leprosula, 1212 nucleotides. Lineage: Eukaryota; Viridiplantae; Streptophyta; Magnoliopsida; Malvales; Dipterocarpaceae. The record is from the annotation of a GenBank genome assembly.